Molecule: messenger RNA, 997 nt
Organism: Homalodisca vitripennis (glassy-winged sharpshooter)
Lineage: Eukaryota; Metazoa; Arthropoda; Insecta; Hemiptera; Cicadellidae
Product: probable RNA-binding protein 18
Exons: 6
Coding region: 254-856 (200 amino acids)
Molecular function (GO): RNA binding
Source: RefSeq, a predicted model, not a curated record
AUCACGCCAUUUCAUUUGGCCAUUUACCCGCUGCAUGACUGUAUGAGGAGCUUGUUACUAUCUGAUGGGUUCUGUCGGGUUGGGUUUAUUGGGUUACUGUUAUCCGUUAGUCAAGAGUAUUUUCAAAAUUAUAAAAGUCAAUGCUUUUUGAUGUUGGUAAACAUUGAAGUUAUUGAAAUGAUUUCGUUGCAGUGAAACCUUUUCAAUAAACCUGUAGCCUAUUAAGAAACACUGCCAAACCCAAAUUAAAGCUAUGGUGGUUGUCCUCUCAGCUCACCGGACUAUGCAUAGUGCACGGCCUCUAACCAAAGUAACUGCCGCACCUGAACCGCCUCCUCUGGAACAAAAAUCUGAUGAUCGCAGAUUGUGGAUUGGAAAUUUGGACACAUGUGUGAGUGAGUAUCAACUACUGAAAAUUCUCGAAAAACACGGACGCAUGGAAAAGUUUGAUUUGCUGUUUCACCGCUCUGGACCCCUGGCAGGCCAACCCCGAGGGUACGCAUUCGUCACCUACGCGACCGUUGAGCAGGCCGAGAUGAUGAGGGCAGCUAUGGAUGGCAAGAAAAUUGGAUCGAAACACAUUGCUGUGAGAUGGGCACAUAAAUUAACUCUUGAGGACAGAGAAAAACCCAAAGUUGAAUUGGAAAUUCCGGCACUGUCAGGUGCUAAAAGCAAGAUAAAAAUCAGUCGAUUAACUAAGAUUCAGCAAAUUGAAGCUAAACUUAGAAUGAUGGAAGAGAGUUCAAAUGAGUUCCAGCCAAAAGAUGGACCGAGUGGAGUUGGUAACAGUCAUCCUGUACGAGCCUUUAGAGAAAAAAGUACAAAACCCUACAAAAGGCCUUCCCAACGCAGAUAACACACAGUUUUGCUUUUGCAUUUUAAAUUUAAGGAUAUAACAUAUGUAUUUUUAACAAGGAAUAAGUGUGUACUUUUCUUGAUGUAUUGUAUUAUUGUGUAAUUACAAAAUAAAGAUGAGUGAGUUUGUGUUGUACCAAAA